ACUUCUUGUCAGCCUGCUAGCUAGCAUUCCGCUUGACAGGAAAUGGAGCCUCUGCCUGCCGAGUUAUCUGUCAAUCAAAUGAGGCGUGCCAAUCACCGUGAAUCAGUUUGAAGCUCUCGUCAACAUGCCUGGAUGCACCUCUAUCAUCAACCUGACCUACCAGGAUGGUAGCGAGGGGAGCCCCAGCAACCCUGCCAAGUAUAACAACCAGGACUACACACAGCUGAAGGCCAGGUAUGUCCGCAGAGGGAGCCUGUUUGUGGACAGCACCUUCCCACCUGACAACCGCUCUCUGGGUGACCUGGGUAUGCCAAGGUGGCGUGAGGAGCAAGUGGAGUGGCUUCGUCCAGCAGAAAUCCUGAAGAGACAAGGCAUCAGUGAUGAUGCUGUUUUCUGUUCCAAAGGCGCCUCACGCUUCGACUUUGGUCAAGGCAAUGUGGGUAACUGCUGGUUUCUGGCUGCUAUCUCUGCCCUGACUUUCCACAAAACCCUGAUGGUGCAGGUUGUGCCUAUGGACCAGUCCUUCAAGGACUAUGCAGGAAUCUUUCACUUCAGGUUCUGGAGGUUUGGAAAGUGGGUGGACGUUGUCAUUGAUGACCAUCUGCCAACCAUCGACAACAACUUGCUGUCUGUGCGCUCCAAGAGUGGCAAUGAAUUCUGGGUUCCUCUGCUGGAGAAAGCGUAUGCCAAGGUGUGCGGCACAUACGCUGACAUGAACGCUGGCCUGCCAUCAGAGGCCUGCAAGGAUUUCAGUGGAGGCGUGCAUAUGAUGUAUGAGCUCAGGGAGGUUCAUGAUGCUGGCCACGACGAGAAGCUGUGGGAGUCACUCAGCAACGCCACCGGCUGCAACUCAAUGAUUUGCUGCGGUACUCCCCAGAAAGGGGAUAGGAUAAUCAACACUGUGGCAAACACUGGAUUGGUGGACGCUCAUGCUUAUUCUGUCACAGCUGUCACUGAGGUCACAUAUUAUGGCUCUAAAGUGAAGCUAGUGAGAGUCAUGAACCCUUGGGGCCAAACUGAGUGGAACGGAGACUGGAGUGACAAGUCAGAAAAGUGGAAUGGAGUGACGUCGGAGGAUAAGGAAAAGUGUUUCGACCGUGAUGAUGGAGAGUUCUGGAUGGAGUUGGAAGACUUCUGUCGCUACUUUCUGAUGCUGUUCAUCUGCUGCGAGAACCCUAACUUUAUCGAUGGAGACCUCAGUUGCCAGUGGCAGUGCCAGAUUCAUGAAGGCAAAUGGGUUGCAGGAAGAAGUGCUGGUGGCAGUCCAUCAAACUCGACCUUCCACACCAACCCUCAGUACCGCAUUGAGGUGACUAAAAUCGACAGGACAGAAGUAAAUGACCAGAACAUCCUACUUUCCUUGAUGCAGAAACCCAAAGUGCAGAAUCGCAAAGAGCAGAGAUCCUACCCUAUUGGAGUGACAGUCUACAAGGUUCCAGAAGGGACACCAAAAGGACGCCUGCCUCGUUCCUUCUUUGACAGAAACAGAGCCAUGAAGAGGGUACAGAAUUACACCUACAACAGGGAUCUGAUCAGGCAGUACAGCCUGCAGCCUGGAGAGUAUGUGGUCAUCCCCUCCACCAUGAAGCCCUACCAGAGCGCAGAGUUCGUUCUCUCUGUCUUCUCUAAGACCGACGCAAAGAUUAGUCCCCAUGAUGGACACGAUGACCAUGACCAUGAACAUGAACAUGAACACGCAGACAACAAGGAGGAAGAUAAGGAGAACUUGAUCCUUCCUGAGAUACCUGGGAAAAAAGAUGAGGAGGACACCAGCGAUCCCGUUUAUUCCAUUUUCAAGCGCUAUGCUGAUCAGAGAGGUGAACUGAGUGCCUUUCAGCUCCGUAAGCUUUUGACAGACAAAUUCCCACAGGGAUCCAGGUGGGGCUGGGAGUAUGACACCUGCAGAAGCUUGAUAGCCUUGGUGGAUGUCGACAGAAACAGGAGGAUGACCAUCACUGAAUUCAGGAACCUCUGGAAGAAGAUCGAAGAAUACAAGAAACACUUUGAUCGUGCUGAUUUGAAUGACAACGGAACCCUGUCCGACUACGAGGUCCAGAAGGCAAUCCAGGCUGCAGGUUUGGACACCAAUGACAUGAUGGUUAAGCUGUACGUUUAUCGCUAUUCUGGCUACUCCUCCACCAACCUGGAGAGCUUCAUCACUAUUAUGAUGCGCCUGGAAAAGACGUCAAAUAUCUUUAAGGACAAAUCCUCUGAUGGAGUCAUCCACCUGACCUGGGAUGAAUGGUCCAGCAACAUCAUGUACAACUAGAGUACAACUGAAACAGGAGCACAGGAGACCCACAGAGAAGAGUCCUACAACCAAUCAAAUGCUGCUUCAAACAAACCUGAGCUCUUCCUGUGUACAACCAGUAAAGCGAAGCCUGUAACACGUUUGUGAUCAAAUAAUACCUGGUGAAAUAAACGCUGUUACUGUCUCAAAUGUAAGCAGAAGUGUUGUUUUCUUUUUACAUUUAAUAACAUCACACUUCACAACAAAGAAAAAAGGAACAGAGGGAAAAUUUCAGUGUUAAUUUAUUUAACCCAUAGCUGUAAAGAAUGGAAGAAAGACAAACUCAAACAGAACAUCAGCAGCUGACACAUGGUCCAACACUGAUACAUCUGUCAGAUUAAGCAGUGAGAUAUAGGGUCAUAUGGGAACAAAUUUCUUUGUUUGAAAGUUCAAGAGGCUUCUGUCAAAACUCAUUUAU
Cheilinus undulatus (humphead wrasse) is the source of this 2708-nucleotide messenger RNA. RefSeq names its product calpain-1 catalytic subunit-like. The transcript has 22 exons. Gene Ontology annotation, molecular function: calcium-dependent cysteine-type endopeptidase activity; calcium ion binding. Gene Ontology annotation, biological process: proteolysis. The record is from RefSeq and is a predicted model, not a curated record. NCBI's taxonomy places the organism in Eukaryota, Metazoa, Chordata, Actinopteri, Labriformes, Labridae. Gene Ontology annotation, cellular component: cytoplasm. The coding region runs from base 125 to 2269 and encodes 714 amino acids.